Molecule: messenger RNA, 3531 nt
Organism: Boleophthalmus pectinirostris (great blue-spotted mudskipper)
Lineage: Eukaryota; Metazoa; Chordata; Actinopteri; Gobiiformes; Gobiidae
Gene: kcnh8
Product: potassium voltage-gated channel, subfamily H (eag-related), member 8
Biological process (GO): regulation of membrane potential; potassium ion transmembrane transport
Cellular component (GO): membrane
Molecular function (GO): voltage-gated potassium channel activity
Source: RefSeq, a predicted model, not a curated record
AUGUCCGUACGCCGCGUGGGCCUCGACUCCUCCCGUACGCCGCGUGUGGCCUCGACUCCUCCCGUACGCCGCGUGGGCCUCGACCUCCUCGACUCCUCCCGUACGCCGCGUGGGCCUCGACUCCUCCCGUACGCCGCGUGGGCCUCGACUCUCCCUACGCCGCGUGGGCCUCGACUCCUCCCGUACCGCGCGGGCCUCGACUCCUCCCGUACGCCGCGCGGGCCUCGACCUCCUCCCGUACGCCGCGUGGGCCUCGACCUCCUCCCGUACGCCGCGGGCCUCGCCUCCCGUACGCCGCGGGCCUCGACUCCUCCCGUACGCAGUGGGCCUCGUCUCCUCCCGUACGCUGCUGGCCUCACCUCCUCCCGUACGCCGCGUGGACCUCGCCUCCUUCCGUACGCCGCAUGGGUUUCCUGCCUUCUCCCGUACGCCGCGUGGGCCUCGACUCCUCCCGUACGCAGUGUGGGCCUCGUCUCCUCCCACAGUAACUUCAUCCUGGCGAACGCGCAGGUGUCUCAGGGCUUCCCCAUCGUCUACUGCUCCGAUGGCUUCUGCGAGCUCACCGGUUUCUCUCGGGGCGAGGUCAUGCAGAAGAGCUGCGCCUGCAAGUUCCUCUACGGCCCCGAGUCCAGCGAGGGAAUCAUCCUCAGCAUCGACCAGGCCCUGGAGGAACGCAAGGAGUUCAAGGACGAGAUCGUGUUCUACAAGAAGACAGCGGAGCAGUUCUGGUGCCUUCUGGACAUUGUGCCGAUUAAAAACGAGAAAGGCGACGUGGUUUUGUUCCUCGCCUCCUUCAAGGACGUCACCGACACCAAAGCCAAAGCCAUUCACGAGGACAAGAAGGAAGAGAGGAGGAGGGAGCAGGUGAAGAGUUCUUCUCCGUUCAGUUCGUCUCGUCUCCGCAGCAGCACCGUCCUGUACCACAUCUCUGGACACCUGCAGGGCCGCGAGAAGAGCAAGAUCAAACUCAACAAGAACGUGUUCGGAGACCCGCCCGCGCUUCCCGAGUACAAGAUCUCGGAGGCGAAGAAAUGCUUCAUCCUCCUGCACUACAGCACGAUGAAGGCCGGCUGGGACUGGCUCAUCCUCCUCGCCACCUUCUACGUGGCCGUCACCGUCCCGUACAACGUCUGCUUCAUCGGAGACGACGAGGAGCUGACCCGGAGCACCACCGUCAGCGACAUCUUCGUGGAGAUCCUCUUCAUCAUCGACAUCGUGUGUAAUUUCCGCACCAGUUACGUGAGUAAGUCGGGUCAGGUGAUCUUCGACGCGCGUCAGAUCUGUUUCCAUUACCUCACCACGUGGUUCAUCAUCGACCUGGUGGCGGCGCUGCCCUUCGACCUCCUCUACGCCUUCAAAGUCAGCGUGGUGUCCGUGGUGCACCUCCUGAAGACCGUGCGCCUGCUGCGUCUCCUGCGCCUCCUGCAGAAGAUGGACCGUUACUCGCAGCACAGCACGGUGGUCCUGACGCUGCUCAUGUCCAUGUUCGCGCUGCUCGCUCACUGGAUGGCCUGCAUCUGGUACAUCAUCGGCAAAAUGGAGAUGGAGGCCAACGCGUACAACUGGGACAUCGGCUGGCUGCACGAGUUGGGGAAGCGUCUGGAGUCUCCGUACUUGUCCCUGGGUUCGGUGAACAGCAGCAGCAGCUCUGGUCCGUCCAUCCGCAGCGUUUACAUCGCCUCCCUGUACUUCACCCUGAGCAGCCUGACCAGUGUGGGCUUCGGCAACGUGUCCGCAAACACUGACGCCGAAAAGAUCUUCUCUGUCUGCGUCAUGCUAAUAGGAGACGGAGUAUUUCAAGGUUUUAUAUUACGCAGAAAUGACUCACGUGCUUUUAAAAAUCGUCCUCGUCCGUCCUCGCGCUCGUCCUCGCGCUCGUCCUCAGCUCGUCCUCGCUCGUCCUCCAGCUCGUCCUCGCGCUCGUCCUCGCGCUCGUCCUCGCGCUCGUCCUCGCGCUCGUCCUCGCGCUCGUCCUCGCGCUCGUCCUCGCGUAAGGGGGACCUGAUCGGCGCUAACCUGUCCCUGGACGACCGCGUGAUCAAGACCAACGCGGACGUGAAGGCCCUGACCUACUGCGACCUCCAGUGCAUCAACCUGAAGGGACUCUACGAAGUCCUGGACCUGUACCCCGAGUACUCCCACAGCUUCGUCCAGGACAUCCAGCAAGACCUCACCUACAACCUGAGGGAGGGACAGGAGACACAGGUCAAACCCCGACUGUCCACCACGGCGCUGGACUCUCAGUGUGUGGACAAGAGGAACGGGCGGGUGGUGCAGGGUUACCCGCCCCUGACGGAGGCGCAGGUGGAGCGGGCGGAGGACGAGGGCGAGGGGGACGGCACCGGACCCGCCCAGAACAGGAAGUCCCACCGACGGACCCAGGACACGUCCCUGAGCACGCUGGACCCGGCCAACCUCAGCCCCAGGAUCGUGGACGGGACGGAGGACAGCGCGGGGACAGAGGCCUUCUCCUUCUCCUCGGCCCGCAGCCCCAGCACCACAGCGCCCUCUUCAGGUAACGCCCAGAACUCUCUGCAGGUGAGCACCGAGGAGCUGGCAGCCAAAGCGGAAGAGACGAGAGGACAACUCCGGAGCCUGGGACAGCAGGUGAACUCUCUGGGGAAGGAGGUGUCAGAUCUGGGUCAGCUGAUGGCGAGGAUGGCGCAGCUCAUGGACUCCUUCAUGUCCCGGAGCCACGCCCCCUCGAUCUGCCCCGCCCACUGCUCGCCGCGCCACGCCUACAUGCCCCACCCCUCCCCGCCCGGCCACCCCCCCCAACCCCCCCGUCCGGCCCGCCGCUCUGGACGGACACGCCCACCUCGCUGCCCUGCUCGCCGCACCUGCACCGGCCGCACGAGCUGCACCUGGCCUUCGGCGGCGUCACCCGCUCCGCGCCGUCCCCCGCGCCGCACAUACACCCCCACGCUGCCGACCCCGCCACCGCCCACCUCCACGACUUCGCCCACGUGCACCUCCAGCCCCGCCACCCCCCCUCGUCGCCGCCACCACCACCAACCCCGCCCCCCUCGCCGCUCACAGCCUGAUGCCUUGCCCGUCCCUGUACGCGGACGACGCCCUCUGGGAGCACAACCGGAGCGCCACCUUGUAGCACACGACUCCUCUGGCACCGCCCACGGGAAUAUGCAGGACUCUAACGCACGAUUCCAAGCCAAGAUGCAUGAAGUUCCAGACGGCUUAGGAGGCCUGGUCCGCUUGCAUCCCUUUAACCCCGCGCCGCCGGACGCCAUAGAAGACGACGACAAAGAAGAAGAAGAAGAGAACAAUGAGCUCGUGGCCAUAGAAGAAGAAGUAGAAGAAGACGAAGAAGAAGAAGAAUCCCGGAACUGGUCCGUCAGCAGCUGCCCGCGUCACGCCGAGGACAGGCUGUGUGCUUUGCCCGAGGGCACGCUGGAAGAGGGCGUCAAACUGCCAACCUUUAGUUUUACUCCUGAGCGACUGCUGCGCACACAGACUGCCCAAGUGUCCCUGGAGACUGACGCCGUUACAUCACAUUCCACUAAAAUAAAAUAA